AUGUCUCAACAACCUCCUGUACUAAUUUCCACUCCCCAACAGUUUCAUGAUAUGGUCUUGAACCCUGAAACAAUUCCGAAACAAUUCCGAGUUGAAAAUUUAAUAGGAAGAAUAGUGAAGGGAAGAAGGGAUAAACCAGAGGAAUUUUUACAAUUGACUGAUGAUGCUACUGAUAGAACUGCUUUCAUGUUUGGAGAGGAUGGUGUAGAGAAAUUGUUAGAAAUUGCAGCAAAAUUUGAACAUACAGAUGGGAAAUUAUCAAAUGGAGCUGCUUUGGAAAUGUUUCACUUGAUUGGAUUUGAGGAAUCGUAUGUGAAGGAAAAAAUCAGUCAGAAUGUUAGAUUUGAGUUGUUAAUAAUUAGUAAGAGCUCUUUUAUGAAUGACUCGGGAUCAUUUGUAGAGGUUGCUAGUUGGGAUGGUAUUUGCUCUUUGGUGGAACAUGUAUUUCCAAGAAUUCACCCAAUUUGUUGUAAAUAUUUGGAUCAACUCAAGACUACUACAUUCGAAGAGAUUAAGAAAAUGGCAGAUUUUGAUUUUGGAGAAAUUAGAAGAUUCGGUUCAAGCCAUCCUCUUUAUUUUAAUGAAGAAAAAUUCUUUGAAUAUUGUAAAGAAAAGAAAUUAACUAAGAAUGAGGAACCAUCUCUAUUGGAUAUUAGAACUUUUUUCUAUUAUGCAUGUGGAAUGAGAGAAUUAUAUUCAGGUGAUGGAUGGACUUACACUGAAAAAGGCGUAAAAGGUCUGAAGGAAUAUUUAGGACAAAAUAUUAAGAGAUCACAACUUGUGGAUCAUACCUGUAUGCAUCUUGAUGUUUAG
Messenger RNA from Naegleria gruberi, 813 nucleotides. RefSeq lists its product as uncharacterized. Bases 1 to 813 code for a protein of 270 amino acids. The transcript has a single exon. Lineage: Eukaryota; Heterolobosea; Eutetramitea; Acrasida; Naegleriidae. The record is from RefSeq and is a predicted model, not a curated record.